GCAAGCGCAUCGGCGCUGGGACUGCGGUACGCAUGUCCUGGGACAUAACGAGGCAGCUUCUCCUGCCAGCGGCUGUCGGCAACGUCCAGGGCACACUUCAUGUGAGCACGACACGCACGACGCAGCCCCUAAGGGAUGCCCAAAAUCACGUGCCGGCUGCCUACGUCAUCGUGCGUGACUUCCUAUCAACCGAUGAGGUGCACAAACUGCACGCGUGGUUCGUGGACCCGGUCUCGCCUGCCACUGCGACCACAUUUGAUGGAGAGCCACUUGACGCUGCUGCCAAGACUAUGGAGCCGACAGUCCUCCAACUCUAUGGGCAGCCGGAGCCUCUCGAGCGCCGCUUCCCAUCGAUAUUCCAGCGGUUGCUCGCACUCAAGGACGUGGUGGGCCGCGCUCUGGGGCUGGACGAAGAGGAGCUCGACGAGGUCACAUAUGCGCAGGACGUUCGGCACAUUACAUACCACGCCAAGCACGGGUGCCCAUGGCACGUCGACGACCCCGUCUCUCACUUCAACACGGUGAUGCUCCUGUCAAAACCGGGCGCAGACUUUGGCGGCGGCAACUUCAUGGUGCAUGCCGGGCCGUGCUUGUGCGGCGAUGAAGGCCGUCCGCUCGACUUGUGCCUGGGCGACGCCGUCAUCUAUUCGGCCGCCAAAGUCGACCACGCCGUCAGUGUUGUGACGUGUGGCGAGCGGCGCAUCUGCCUCGUCGAGCUGCGCAGGCGCUCGCUCGCGCGGUGUGGCCAGCGCCUGCCACGUGGAGCAACAGAGGGGUUGUGAAUUUUCUGUUCGACAUACAGGC
This is a messenger RNA of Emiliania huxleyi CCMP1516, 804 nucleotides long. RefSeq lists its product as hypothetical. The record is from RefSeq and is a predicted model, not a curated record. The transcript has a single exon. The annotation marks the transcript as partial. Lineage: Eukaryota; Haptophyta; Isochrysidales; Noelaerhabdaceae.